CCAAUUUCCCCAUUCUCGCAAUCCCAAAAUCAAUUUCAUUUCCCCAAUCGAACCGCGAACAAUGCUGCGCAAGCGAAGAACGCUGGCUCCAAAACCCACCGCCGGCGCCCGCCAUGAUUUCCCAGUUGACGACGACGAUUACGACGACGUUUCCUGUCAAAAGUGUGGCUCUGGCGACUCUCCGGCUGACCUUCUCCUCUGUGACAAAUGCGAUGGAGGGUAUCACCUGUUCUGUCUUUCCCCCAUCCUCGUCUCCGUCCCCAAGGGAUCCUGGUUUUGCCCGACUUGCUCCAACCACAAGAAGCUCAAAUCUUUCCCUCUUGUUCAAACCAAAAUUGUUGAUUUUUUCCGCAUCCAACGACCUGCGGACUCUCAAACGGACUUAAGCCUAGAGAAUCGAAAAAAACGAAGACGGACUGGUAGUUUAGUACUUACCAAAAAGAGAAGGAAACUCUUGCCGUUUAACCCGACUGCAGAUCCUGCAAGACGCUUGGAACAAAUGGCAUCACUGGCAACAGCAUUAACGGCUACAGGUACAGAUUUCAGCAAUGAGCUUACUUAUGUGCACGGCAUGGCACCAAGGUCAGCUAACUGCGCAUCUCUCGAGCACGGAGGAAUGCAGGUUCUUCCAAAAGAGGAUGUGGAAACUUUAAACUUGUGCAAAAGUAUGAUGGAGAGAGGGGAGUGGCCUCCACUUAUGGUUGUUUUUGAUCCUCGAGAAGGGUUUACUGUGGAGGCUGAUAGGUUUAUAAAGGACUUGACCAUAAUUACAGAAUAUACUGGGGAUGUUGAUUACUUGAGGAACCGUGAACAUGACGAUGGGGAUAGUAUGAUGACAUUAUUGUCUGCCACCAACCCAUCAAAAAGCCUCGUCAUCUGUCCCGACAGACGUAGUAACAUUGCCCGUUUCAUAAAUGGAAUCAACAACCAUACACCGGAUGGUAGGAAGAAACAAAACCUAAAGUGCGUGAGGUUCAAUGUAAAUGGUGAGUGUAGAGUUCUACUGAUUGCAAACAGAGAUAUAUCCAAGGGAGAGAGAUUAUAUUAUGACUACAAUGGAUAUGAGCACGAAUACCCCACUGAGCACUUCGUGUAGCCUUUCCUUUGUGAAAUCCACACAAUGUCUAUAGAAUUGUAGACACAAGCUGAUUGAUGAAUGCCUGAUUAAUAGUUUGGAUAGUUCUCUAAGCUCAGAAGUUCAAAAGAGCAAUUAAGGAAGGAGGUCAGAAGGAUUCCAAUUGACUCCAAUACUGACCUUUGAUAAUUUGAGAACUUACAUGUUAGCACAGAUGUAAUUGUCCAAAUAUGUCAAGUAUUUCUUGUUGCAAUCAAAAGUCUUCAAAGAGCUUCCAAGUUGUAAAUGAUACUAUAUAUCAGAUAUGGAUGUCCAGUUUUCUGAUCACUUGAAUUGCUGCAAUUGUUAAUAGAACGUACCCUGAGUUGUAAAAACAUUUUUCUGGUGAAAGGUCCAUCCACAUUUUGGGCCAACUGCUGCAGAUCUAAUUUUUCUAAGGCCUCCCUCCAUAAUUUGGUUCAUUCUGCCUGUCUAGAUGUCUUGGGAGCAUUAUGGGGAACAAGGGCUAUUGUCUUGGGCUGGAAACUAAGUCGAAUAGCUGCUGAUUAUUGGCCGGGUUUGCUUAGGUGCAUCAGCAUUGCCAUGAAUUGUUGUUCAUUUUUAUGCAAUACAGAAGCAAUGAAUAUAGCAACAAAAGAACUGUUUGGCGAAAAACAUUCAAACUCUAGUGUCUAAUGGUAAUCCACAUUGAGAUCCUUGAUAAUGCAGGUCUUCAGGUUCGUUCCCCUUCGAGUUGCAAAGAUUGGAAGGAGCAACAAAGCUGAAAAACAAAUCCAACCGAAAGGGGGAUCCCUUUGGCAGAACCUGAAUGAUCCCACUGAGUUGAGGAUGUGCACAUACACACACAUUUGCAGGGGAAGGAGAAAAGGGAAACUAGGAAAGCAUGAAUGGCUGUGAUGCAACAAAUCUCACAAGAUACUUUGUACGAAAGCAGAAUGCAGAGGAGGUUUGUACUGUCAAGUCGACACCACUCUUUCCUUUUCCAAUCUUAUGAUUGUCUUCAUGCUUAGGACCACUCUAAGUCUAUUCUAUAGUAGCAGUGAGAAAGAAACCUCUCGGGUGGUCCUAAUUUUUUCAUUAUCUUAUUUACUCAUAAAAAAAGCAUCUCUUUAACAGAAGCAAUUCAAUACAUUACAGUUGCACACACAGCCGUCAGAUAUGAGAAUUGUCCCACAUCCCUUUGGUUGCUAUGGUGGUCCUUCUGAGGUUGUGGGAAGAUAAUAAUUGUAAUAAUAUUGUUGUUACUUAUUAGGUACUCUGAUCAGUGGGUUUUGCAUUGCAAGGUCCAUCCUUUUUUCUUUUGGCUUGGCUUGGCUUGUGUUGUAUUGUAUUGUAUUGUAUGUGUGUUUUUCCAGAGAUCUUUUCCAUCAGAACUCAGAUCCCAAUGUGGCUUUUUCUUUU
Momordica charantia (bitter melon) is the source of this 2476-nucleotide messenger RNA. RefSeq names its product TRITHORAX-RELATED PROTEIN 6 (gene ATXR6). Gene Ontology annotation, molecular function: protein binding. NCBI's taxonomy places the organism in Eukaryota, Viridiplantae, Streptophyta, Magnoliopsida, Cucurbitales, Cucurbitaceae. The record is from RefSeq and is a predicted model, not a curated record.